CCUGCUUUGUGUGGAUGGAUAUAAAAGGCGAUGUGUGUUCAGUGGAGGACGUCAACCAGCAAACAGCAACAGGUGGAAUCAGAGAGCAUCCCAGCUUCAACCACUGCAGUCAGGACAAAUCUACAGCGGACAAAACCUGUAAAACAUCCCAAAAUGAUGAUGAAGAUCUGUGUCAUCCUCCUUCUGUGUGUUGCUGUAGGAAUAAAAUCCACAGCUGCACAAACCACAGGUGCAGCAACGACAACAACAGCUGCAGCAACGACAACAACAGCUGCAGCAACGACAACAACAGCUGCAGCAACGACAACCACAGGUGCAGCAACGACAACCACAGGUGCAGCAACGACAACCACAGGUGCAGCAACGACAACCACAGGUGCAGCAACGACAACCACAGGUGCAGCAACGACAACAACAGCUGCAGCAACGACAACCACAGGUGCACCAACGACAACAACAGCUGCAGCGACGACAACCACAGGUGCAGCAACGACAACCACAGGUGCAGGAACGACAACCACAGUUGCUCCGACCACAACCACAGUUGCAGCAACGACAACCACAGCUGCUCCAACAACAACCACAGCUUCACCAACAACAACCACAGCUGCUCCAACAUCCACAAAAGCUCCAACAACAACAGCUGA
Messenger RNA from Etheostoma cragini (Arkansas darter), 647 nucleotides. Its product is annotated as bromodomain-containing protein DDB_G0280777-like. The transcript is spliced from 4 exons. The record is from RefSeq and is a predicted model, not a curated record. The coding region runs from base 15 to 647 and encodes 210 amino acids. Lineage: Eukaryota; Metazoa; Chordata; Actinopteri; Perciformes; Percidae.